AUGGCGAUCGGAAGGGAGGGCAAUGUCAAAUGGGUUGAUGGCCUCCGCGGUAUCGCCUCCGCGCUCGUGGUACUAACCCACCUCGCUCGCGCAUGGGAUGGCGAGCUGUUCGUCGCGACCUCGCAGGAAGACGCGCCGCCGCGCUUUCUACAGCUGCCGUACCUCCGGAUCCUGAUCCAGGGCCGCAUCGGCGUGACAAUCUUCGCCUUCGUGACGGGCUAUGUCUGCGCGCUGAAGCCCAUCAAGCUCUGCCGCCAGGGCAACCAGGAGGCCGCCUUCGUCUCCGUCAGCAAGUCGGCCCUGCGUCGCACCCCGCGGCUCUUCUUACCCGCCGCCGCGGCGACGGCCGUGUCGUGGCUCCUGGCCGAAAUGGGCCUGUAUGCUGUGGCCAAGCACCAGGAUAGCUGGUGGAUCGAUGUGCAGUCGCCGAACAGGAUCGCAUACCUCGGUGAGGCGCUGGGAAACCUGAUCUACUGCAUCGUCACGACGUGGACCAGGGCUGUGAACGACUACGAUAAUAAUCAGUGGACGCUGUUGCCGUUACUCAAAGGGAGCAUGUGGGUGUACUCCUUUAUGGUGGCCACCGCGUACGUGAAGCCGAGGUAUCGGACUAUGGCUAGUUUCGGGCUGUGGGUUUACUUCUACUGUGCAAGCGACUCCGCCUUUGGAAUGCAGUUCUUCUGGGGCACAUUCAUCGCUGACCUCCAGAACCACCCGACCACCGCACAAUUCAUCUCCGACCGCCCACGCCUCAGCAGGAUCUUGUCCACCAGCCUCGUUUUCAUCGGCCUCACGUUCGCCUCUUUCCCCGAAGGGCGCGCAGAGUGGAUGACCUGGUCGCGACUCAUGCUGGACUUCAUGCGACCGAUCCUGCCGGACAAUCCGGACUUCCCCCGGUUCGCAAGCGGUAUCGGGCUCGAGUUCAUCAGCCUAGGCAUCUUGUUCAGUCCCUGGCUGCAGAAGCUGCUGAGCGGGAGGUUCCUGCUGUUCCUCGGGAGGAUGAGCUUCGCCGUGUACCUGCUGCACGGGCCGCUGAUGAAGACGACGCUCGUGUGGAUGCUGUACGGAGUGCAGGUGCUUCCGGACCACGAGAACGACCAGGGCGAGAUGGAGAUGACGAGGCUGUCUUAUCCAGGCAACAUGGCGCUCAUUUUAUGGCAGUUCCUGUGGCUUCCGAUGCUAUACGGGAUUGCGAAUCUCUGGAUGACCUAUGUGGACCCAUGGUGUGAGAGGAUGACGAAUAGGCUCGUUGAAUACGUGACGCUGGACGCGUCAGAGAAGCCGCCCGUGCUGCCGGGAAGGUGA
Diaporthe amygdali is the source of this 1305-nucleotide messenger RNA. RefSeq names its product cyltransferase family protein. Gene Ontology annotation, cellular component: membrane. The transcript has 3 exons. Gene Ontology annotation, biological process: polysaccharide biosynthetic process. Lineage: Eukaryota; Fungi; Ascomycota; Sordariomycetes; Diaporthales; Diaporthaceae. The record is from RefSeq and is a predicted model, not a curated record. Gene Ontology annotation, molecular function: acyltransferase activity, transferring groups other than amino-acyl groups. The coding region runs from base 1 to 1305 and encodes 434 amino acids.